Molecule: messenger RNA, 1320 nt
Organism: Meloidogyne enterolobii
Lineage: Eukaryota; Metazoa; Nematoda; Chromadorea; Rhabditida; Meloidogynidae
Source: the annotation of a GenBank genome assembly
AUGAGUGAAGAAGCUACUUUUGUACAUCCUGGAUCAAUUCCAAAUCUUGUCACAAACAACAGCAAAAAUGCAGAAAAACAACCAAUUAAAAUCCCUUCACAAUUUAUCCCUCCAUCUCAGAGAGCGGAUGCUCCACUUGCUGCAAUAAUACCGCCAGAAUUGGAUGAUAUUGAUCCCAGUUCAUUAUUCCCCGAUUUCGAUCAAAACGGGAUUUUGCGUUUCUCACGGCUUUUUGCAAAUGCCAAAGCCUCACUUAAAGAACAAAUUUGGUGGACUUCUAGAACAUUUAAGAAGAAAGGAGAAAAAACGAAAUUAUCGGCUGAACAAGAAGAAAUGGCAGCUAUUGCUAAUUUAAAGUUGACCAGCGAAAUUAAAAAUGAAAAGUCUACAGAAAUCAAGGAAAGCAAAGAGGGGAAUGUGGAAGAGAAAAAAGGUGAAGAAGAAGAAGAAUUGGAUAAAGAAAGGACUUUAAAAUCUGGUUGGGACUUUAAAUUAGGCGGGCUACCUAAAAAGAAGGAUUGUCUAAUUGAUGAAUAUGAAUUACUUUGUGCAGAAAAUUUGGAAGAAUUAUUAACCAAAAAUAAACAAUCACAACAAAUAAACGAGGAAGAUGAAGAAUCUGCUCCGCCUUGGAGAUUUGGACCUGCUCAAAUUUGGUAUGACCGGCUAGGGGUUCCUUCGAAUCCAGCAAAUUUUGAUUAUGGAAUGAAGAAAGGAAAGGUAUUCACUCCGAUGAACGAGCCGAAGUCUCCAGUUAUAGAUGACAAAACUUUUCUUCCUGUUAAUUUAAUUCAUUGGGAAGAUGAUAUAAUUAUUGAUGGAGAACAGGCGAAAGAAAAGUUGAUAAAAGAACUUUCUUCUGCACGUCUUCCUAGAUGUGGUUGGAUUCCUACUUCUCAUACAAGGACUUAUAAAGCUUUUAUGACUGCAUGGAAAAACAAAUCAUUCAUAGAAUACUUGGAAAACCCGGCAAAAGUAACUUCCCAAUCACAAUCUGGAACUUCUUCAGAUUUAAAAUCAGAUGCUCGAUUACUUAUUGACUCGCAACAUUCAAUAUUUCCUUUUGAAAAUUAUGAAUUGUGCAAUUCGAAUUGGGAAGAUGAUAUUAUUUGGGAUAGUUCUAAUAUGCCUAGCAUACCUAGUAUUAUUUUUUUAUUAGGGUUGUUUCUUUGGUGGAAAGUAGAUUUAUUCGGGAGAAGCCUAUUUUUGGAAAACGGGAAGUCAGGCCCGUACAAAGGAUUUUUUUCGCGGGGUGGGAGGGGGGGCAUAAGACAUAAGAAAAUGGAAGUUUUUUGAUUGAUUGACGGGUAGCUGAAUAGA